AUGGCCGACGCCGCGCCGUCCAUCCCGGGCGCCAUCGCUUCCCUCCAGGCCUACUCCACGGCCCUCUCCGCCUUCACCGCCGCAUGGCGUGCCGUCGAGACCCACGCCUCCAGCCUUGACUCCACCCUCGCCGCCCGCUUAGCCGGCUUCUCCGAGCUCGAGCUGAUCUGCUCGGCGAUGGACGGCGCCGGCCUCCUCGCGUACCUCACCGAGCACAGGGACGAUCUCAAGGAGCCCGCGCGCGCCCUCAACGCCGCCCUCCAGGAGGCCAAGAACGACGGUAGCGUCAAGGCGUCCUGCCGCCUGCUCAUGGCCUUGCUCGACCGGCUGCGCGCGAUUGGGUUCAAGCCGUCGCCUGAGGCACGCGAGGAGGCCAGAGCUGUCGCGGCGGACUGGAAGCGAGGCAAGCGGAUCGGGACGGAGGUGAUGUUUAAGCAGGAGACGUUCGCCUUCUUGCAUCUCGUGGGAGUGUUUGGGCUCGUGGAGGAUGUGGGCGGUACCGGCGAGGUGCUUGAUCUAGUCGUGUCCAUCUCUGGUCGUGAGCGCGCCGUUGAGGCGUUCGUUGUCCUUGGCCUGGACCUCGACCAGCAUAUGCCAAUCCUCAUUCAGAAAAUGGUAAACAAAAGCAAACAGCUAGAGGCAGUCAAAUUCAUUCAAGCUCUUAAUAUAGCGCACAAAUACCCUUUGUUGCCUAUUAUGAGAUCGUACAUUGAUCAUGCUGCAGUUGCUGGUAAGAUGAUCCGCAUCAGGGGAGAUGAUCUUGCUACUCAGACCGCAGCUGAUGCAAAAGAGCGCACACUUCUUGGAACAUUGCAGAAGUUCAUUAAGGAACAGAAGCUAGAAGAACUGCCUAUUUUUGAAGAAGCUAACAAGCGAAUGGCACAUUUGGAUCAGCAAAGUGCUGAGAGAAAAGAACUGCUGCAGCGGCGUGCUGCGGCUGCCCAAAAGCCACAGCAGAGCAUUCUUAAAGUUGGAGUGUCAAAUCCGUAUCAAGCUGCUUUAACCCAGAAUGUACUGCCAGCGAUCACAAAGAUUUCACAGGUAGUUGCUGGGAGCCAUCGUCCAGUUGGCAUCCAAAAUCAGGCCCUUGCUGUUCCGCCUCAAUAUGGUAGUGGUAGCUUGGCAAAUUAUUAUGGAGUGACAUCCACCGGGCCAUACAGGUCCAACACUCUAGCUCCUGGACCUGGUGCUUUGAAUGGUCCAAGUGCGCAGGCAUCAUCAAGAUCAAAGCUCUAUUCUGGAGAUCCCCUCGCGGCUGUCUCCCGAUCAUCAGAUAAGAAGGGGUCAUCUUACAAAUAUUCUUUGUCCAGUAUGUCAACUUAUGAUCAUGAAUGA
Miscanthus lutarioriparius is the source of this 1335-nucleotide messenger RNA. Lineage: Eukaryota; Viridiplantae; Streptophyta; Magnoliopsida; Poales; Poaceae. The record is from the annotation of a GenBank genome assembly.